This is a messenger RNA of Tetranychus urticae (two-spotted spider mite), 1112 nucleotides long. Its product is annotated as putative methyltransferase DDB_G0268948. NCBI's taxonomy places the organism in Eukaryota, Metazoa, Arthropoda, Arachnida, Trombidiformes, Tetranychidae. The record is from RefSeq and is a predicted model, not a curated record. Gene Ontology annotation, molecular function: S-adenosylmethionine-dependent methyltransferase activity.
GCUAAUAAUCUUGAUGUGAAUUGAAAUAAAGAUGAGCUUCAUGCAACUAACUGUUCAAUUCUGCUCUUUACUCAACCCAGUAUCAUUUAAUGUAUUGAAAAUAAACGAUUUAAUAUAAUGCCAAUCCAGUUAUUUGAGUCAGAAAAUCAUGCAUCAAAUUAUGCUUUAGCUCGUCCCUCGCCUCCAAAAUUACUGAUUGAUUCAAUUGUUAAGUAUCUACAAUCGGGUUUACCGUCAAACAAAAAUGGCUCUUGGACUCAGGCAGUCGAUGUCGGUGCUGGUUCAGGUCAGACAACAUUCUUAAUCAAGGAUUACUUCGAUCAAAUUCUUGGAGUUGAUAUAAGUGCAGCUCAAAUAGGUGAAGCCAAUAAACGAAAUACUUAUCCAAACAUAUCAUUCAAGGUCUCUCGAGCUGAGUCAAUCCCUUUAAGCGAUGAAUCCGUUUCCCUUGUAACUGCAUCUCAAUGUCUCCAUUGGUUCGACUUGAAAGCAUUUUACAACGAAGUUGAUCGCCUUUUGGUUCCUGGCGGUGUGUUUGCCGCUUUUGGUUACUUCGUUUAUCCAAUCAUUUCAAUGGAUAAUUGUUCAGUUGACAAUAAAUUAGCUCAAGUAAUCAAAAAGGCUUACACUGAUUUAGAGGAGAUGGGAUACUGGGAACAACCAGCAAUGAAGUUUCUCCAUUCAAAUUAUGUUGAUUUGAAAUUACCUUUCGACGAUUGUGUAAGAAUAACUGGAAUCAAAUGUCCAGUUACUUAUUCAGGUCAGAAGUGCCUUGAUUAUAUCAAAUCGUGGUCAGCUUAUAAUUCACUAGUCAAGAGUAAUCCAGAAAAGGCCAAAUUAUUCAUUGACGAAGCAGUUGGUCGAAUGAAAAAUAUUCUCAAUUGCGAAGAUAUUUAUUCAAUUCAAAUUAAUCUUACCUUUGAAUUUUUUCUUCUCAUGUCAAGAAAAUGAUUUAUUUUAAUUCCUCAAAGUUACUUCAAAUAAAUGUCUAUCGAUAUUCAAUUGUGUCUAACAAUCUCAUUACCACAAGUGACAAUGUCCCAUGUAAAAUAACUGACUAAUUUUAUUAUUUUGAUUUAAUAAAGCAGAAUAACUUGUUUCAAGAUUCAAAA